CGUAAUUGAGCCAUCAUCCUUUACGUCCCUAAAUCGGAGCCUAUCGGAUUAUUCACUUUUACCAUUUUGAAAAAAUAAAUAUUAGAAUCUUCAAUGCCGCUCCUCAGCACAAAAUAACAACAACAACAAUAAUAAUAAUAACAGCCGUUUUUUUUUCUUAUUAUAAAUAACGACUUCAAUUACUCAAAAAUUUAUUUCUCUUUCACUCGUUAUCAAAAUUUAAAAUUUUCCCUCUCCAUAAACUUCUCUUCCUCUUUCUAAAUAUUAUUAGAAUUAUAUGUGUGUUAAAAAGACUUCAAGAACUGAAGAAGAAUCCUUGAAUGAACGAGAAGAAAACAAAAUUCAUAAAAAAUGUCCCCUGUAAGAAAUUUUCAAGAUUUUCAAUUCUCAGAAGUUUCAGCGAGUAGAAAGAAAGUCGAUGUUCAGAGCCUGGAUCCUCAGCAUAUGCAGAAUCAUGUUGAUAGAGUUGGACAUAAAGAGACGGAUACUUCAGAGUCUGAAUCUGAGUUUAACUUGCGCAAAAGUUUGGCAUGGGACAGUGCCUUCUUCACUAGUCCAGGUUUGCUUCCUAGGUUGACAAAAACCUGCUUAACAAGUGCUGCCAAUUGUUGUCAUCGGAUGAAAGUUGGAAAUGUGAAUGUGUUCUGUGCUUCCACAGGAGUUCUGGACCCUGAAGAGUUGGAGACGAUUAGUAUUCGGGUUGUGGAUAAUGGAGUAGACACAGCUGGGGGUGGGGAUCUGAGGUCUGUACCCUCUCGGUCUGCAGGACCAGAAGGGAAAAGUGCAAUUGAUGAGUGCAGCUUGCGCAAAAGUUUAGCUUGGGAUAGUGCCUUCUUUACAAGUUCAGGAGUUUUGAAUGCUGCGGAGUUGUCUCUUGUUAACGGAGGAUUUAGACUAUCACAAGGACAUACACUUCCUGGGAUUAAAGACGUCCGGAGGUCUGCUGAUUCAAACUCAACAAGAAAUGCCGAUGCUUACUCCCUUGCAAGCCUUGAGAUUGAUCUUUUUGACAAUAUGAGAGCGUCCAUGCAGAAAUCAAACGAUGCAUCAUCCACUAGGGAAACUUCAACUAGAAAAGUUAGAAGAGAAAAUGAAACGCGAAGGGGUAAUACUUCAAAAACAUCGGAUGCUUCCUCUCGAUUAAGACCAAAGCAGGGACCUAAUAAAGAAUCCAAAUCGUUUAUCAAGUCACCAAAUAUAUUCUGCCAAAAUCGCAAUCUAUCCGCAGCUCCCAACAAAAGGGCCUCUUCGGGUGCAAACCAUGUUAAAUUGGAAGACAAAGGUGCACAAGCUGCUUCUGGGAGAACCAAGAUUGUGUCAAAGAAAACUUGUAUCAGGGAUUCAUGCAGUAUUAUCCGUAGUUCAACACCACCAGUGAAAUCAUCUUCUUCAGCUGCACCCUUUGGGAAAGAGUUUGGAGGAUCUGGCUGUGCUCCAAAUUUCACUGUUAAAUCUUCUCCAGAUUCUCUGAGGAGAACAAUUAAUUCCCAGGUCUCUGCUUCGGCUUCAAUCUCUAGAACUCCCCGACAACUUUCGGCUGGAAACAUAAAAGAGCUGGUGAAUUCUAGCUACUCUACUUGUUUGUUGUCCACACCCAAGUCGUCAUCCUGUACAUCGCCUGCUAGUUCCACAGAUGGAUGCUCCUCAGAAUCAUCUUCCAUAAUUCUCAACCCAAGAUCUGGUGCCAUUCAUGCAACUACAGCAUGCAGAGGGAUUUCUUUCAGCAAGGAUGCCUUUCAAAUAUCAGAUUCUAAGAGACGUCAAUGCAAUGAAUCUUAUUUGGUACAUGAAAGUCAUGAAACAAAGUUCAUGAACGCACAACUCAAUAAAAUCCCAGAGCGAACCAGUCUUAUCGCAUCCAUUGUUUCAAAAGGUUUACAAUCUUCAAGUCUCCGAAUGCCAUCGCCAAAGAUUGGAUAUUUUGAUGCGGGAAAUUCCGUGGAUAUAACACCAAAUGGAGGCCUGAAGUUUUCUGGUGUAAAAUCCACUUCUUCCAAAAACAGAAGUGGUAUUAGUAAUGCAAAUGGAGCUGCAGAUAGAACAAGAAAUAGAAUGCAUCAAUUUGUGGGAGCCACAUCGAUAUCUGUAAAUAGAGCAGGCGCAAAGGAGCCAGUCUGCCCACAGGAGAAGAAGCAACCUUUGAAGGAGCUUGAAGUUGUUAAGGCACAUGGUCCUGAAAAUAAAGUGCAUAGAUUUAACGAAGAUAACAAAGAGAAUAUAGGUAGUUUUGAAAAUCAGGUUGAUGACCUGAGUAGACGUAUGGAAGGCAUUGCUUUUUAGGAGGGACUUGGUUACGUAGCCUGAAGUAAAUCAAUGUCCUUUAUAGUUUGCUAUCUAGAUUAUUUACAAGGGUGUUGGAUUGUCCUUGAUUGUUCAACCAAAGAAUUACAUAGUGAUGGCUGAAUUAUGACUUUGUAAGCGUCUUCUCCCUCUAUAUUGAUGCGGUCAUAAAGCAUAUCGACGAAUCAACAAAUCUGGGUAACUUUUCUUGGUGAACAGAUAAAUCUAAGAAACUCAAUGGAUAGCUGUUCUCUCUUCA
Messenger RNA from Populus trichocarpa (black cottonwood), 2539 nucleotides. RefSeq lists its product as uncharacterized. Gene Ontology annotation, molecular function: microtubule binding. The record is from RefSeq and is a predicted model, not a curated record. The transcript has 7 exons. Bases 352 to 2280 code for a protein of 642 amino acids. NCBI's taxonomy places the organism in Eukaryota, Viridiplantae, Streptophyta, Magnoliopsida, Malpighiales, Salicaceae.